AUGUCGUUCAAGGAGUCUGGUUUUAGCAAGGAGAGCUCUCUAAAAACUGCAGCAGAAGAAGCACCAAUCCAUAGGAUUCGCAUCACCCUGACAAGCAGGGUCGUGAAAAGUCUGGAGAAAGUGUGCGCUGACCUCAUUAAAUAUGCUAAGGAAAAGAACGUGAAAGGGCCGGUGCGCAUGCCAACUAAAAUUUUGCGUAUUACACCAUUCAAAACUCCCUGUGGUUCCAAGACUUGGGAUCGAUACCAGUUAAGAAUCCACAAGCGCACCAUUGACCUCAUCGAACCAGGUGUGGAAGUGGAGGUGACUAGUGCUGAUGCAGCAUAA
Candidula unifasciata is the source of this 327-nucleotide messenger RNA. The record is from the annotation of a GenBank genome assembly. NCBI's taxonomy places the organism in Eukaryota, Metazoa, Mollusca, Gastropoda, Stylommatophora, Geomitridae.